CUAAUAAUCCUUUAGGUGAGUGUACAUAUGUUUAUGUGGAGAGAUGUAAUUUGUGUAUUUAUAACUAUGCAAUUUGUGUUUUUAGUUGCAACAAACGUGAAUGAAUUUUCAAUUUCGCAAAGUAACCGCUAAGGGGAAGCAGAGCAACAGUUUCGAAAGAGACUGGAUUGAACGGAUCAUAAUCUGACCGGUAGAGGGCAACACGGCGCCAAUUAAAAACACCAUGACAACUGGUUAAAUCAGUACCUGAGAACAUAGUAGAUAAUUCACAUUUAGUUUUUUAGGAGCGUACAACUUACAAAACAGGAUCAGCUAGUCCCUGAAGCAGUUGGGGGCUAAAGGCCGUGCUAACGAGCGUUUUGCCGACCCUGACAUGUGAACCAGCGAUUUUCUUGUCACCAGUACAGGGGGCAAACCCGCAGAGGCGCACACUCCCCCCAAUAAUUACGAUAAUUACGGCAUUCUGCUGCUACGAUUUUUCUUUUGAUAGUUUAAUUUAAAAUCGUCAAAUUUUACGACAGAUGACGGGAAAGGCAGGAGAAAAGCUACUGUUAAAGUUAUUGGAGGCCAGACAGAAUGACACUGAUCGGUUUAUGGUUCGACACAUAAAACACUUGUACUAAAUAUCUUUAAUAGAUAGACAACGGCAUCUUUUCUAUUAAUUUGAUUGGUAAAACAUCGGUUAUGGUAUGCGAUGUGUUAGUCAAAAUAAAGACAGUGGGAAAAAAUAUAUAAUCGUCUAAGACAAUAAAACAUACAUACCACGUGUAUUAGGUUUUUAUUAUUUUAAUUCAAAUAUAGUUACAUGUGUAUCUCUCACCAUAACAUCAUCUUAGCUGAAAUAAACUAUCAAAUUGGCGUUCUUCGUUAGGCCUCCUUCUAGCGUCAAGAGAAGACGCCCGCAAAGAUUUACAGGUUUCAUUGUUCCAGACAAGCAAGAGAUUAAAAAGUGCAUUUGACGGAAGUGAUCAAAUAGGUUAUAAGUACUAAUGCAAUGAAAAAUCAUAUCAAACCAAAACAAUAAUCUGGCUCGACAAUUAUUUGCUGGAUAACUACAUAUAUUUUAAUAUAUUUUGUUUAGAAAUGUAUUGCUGGAUACCGUUUGAAAAUAUAUUUUAAAAUGCAAUGGACAUUUAAAUACAAGCAUACUGUCCGCUAAGUUUAUUAAGAUCGGUAUAAACGCAUGUUUUUCAAGCUACUAAAAAUAUCUUUAUUUUGUUUUGCUCAUUUCUCGGGUUGUACCGAAGAAGAUUGGGGUGCAUAUGGGCUUUCAAGGGUUUCCUUCAACCGGAAUUAGCUGUGAAGUGUGACUCCCAAGUGUCGAAGUGUGAAUUAAUGUGAAUGUGAAAAGUUCGCGACAAGAGAAGUCGCUUCACAGUUUGCACCUCUUUGACCCGAAAAUAACUAACAUACACUCGCGUUUAUCGGAUGACUCGUUUACUGGGAGUGUGGAAAUGCCACGUUCCCAUACUAGGAACUUUUUACCGACCAUAAAGACUAAUAUGGAAGAGAAAGCACACUAACUUUCCUUUUUAUAUCAUUUAAAACUUGCGUAAUACAUGCAAAUACAUGCAAAUAUUAAGAUGACAGUGUCGUUCUUACACAUAGGUCAACGUUUGUAUGCACGUAUUUGUUGCACUUAAACAUUGGGAAAACGUUUAAACAUUUUAACAUCACACUAAAGCAAUUAAGUUUAAAAUACGGCGAGCGCCUGUGCAACAGCCAAGGUUGAAUUCUUUUAAAUGUGCAACGACAUAUACGCUAUAUAGUAACUGGCAUAUUUCACGUUCUUUUAUUAUUGCAGGAUCCGGUUUCGUACAUGAAUGGUACUACCUAAACGAGUUGUUAGUCAUGGUCAUUUAACUGAGAGCCAGAAGUUUUAGAUGCACGACGUUUCAUGCGCAUUUUUGUGAAACACUGUGCACUGAAUGCGCACUGGGUAAUGCGCAAAGAGGGGUUGGGGCAGCCGCAAGUUGUGUUUGGCAGCCUUAGAAGUCUAUUUGAAUGCAAAUGUCUUAGAUCUAAGAACUCGUCUGACGUCAGGUAAGACUUGGUAUACCGUUGCCACCGGCACCUUGUCAACUAGCUUAAUCAUGUGCAACUGAGGCGCGUCAGGAAGUAGGUCUCAUAACCGCCGAUUUGGGAACUUCCAGUGGACAAUACAGAGCUUCUUCCGUCUAAAUUAUCGACUCAGGAGACAUUUCACCCAUAUCUUUUUUUCCGCAAACAUUAUGUCGCCAUAAAUUACAUAUUUGUGAGUCAUGUACGUGGGAUACCUUUUGGAAACAGAAGGAACCAUGUACCACCAAGGAACCGUAAGACGAUCCAGCAUCAAUAUGCCUCCACAGAACUUUGUGUCCACGCCGCAGUACGCCGAUUAUACGGGAUAUCAUCAUGUACCCAAUAUGGAUUGCCACUCUCAGUCCUCGGGGACCUGGACCCCCUCUUACGGAGCACCGAGGGAAGACUGGGGGACGUACGGACUCGGGCCCCCAAACAGUAUACCUGCGCCUAUGAACAGCUUAUCGCCAGGACAGGUUUCCUUUUGCUCUCAAGACUAUCCCUCUAUGCACCCUCCUGGAUCCGCAGCGUUACAUCCAGGGCAGGAAAACACUGCAGACACGGAGCACUCCCCGGAUACAGAGCGGCGCAAUUCGUACCAGUGGAUGCGCAAGACGGUGCAGUCCACGUCGACAGGUAAAACAAGGACGAAGGAGAAGUACAGAGUUGUUUACACUGACCACCAGCGACUGGAAUUAGAGAAGGAGUUCCAUUAUAAUCGAUACAUCACAAUCAGACGAAAAUCGGAACUGGCAGUUAAUCUUGGACUUUCAGAGCGACAGGUAAAGAUCUGGUUUCAAAAUCGCAGAGCAAAAGAGAGAAAAUUAAUCAAACGGAAUGUGAGCCAGUGCGACAGCAAUGGCAGCUCACUGCGCAGUGACCCUGGCUCUGUCAGCCCGCUUCCAGUGCGUCCAUCACUGAGCCCUUCUGAAAUCCACAUCUCCCUCUAUCCACCUUCAGGAAUGAACAAUGUACAGUCUAUUGGGAAUUUACAGCAAGUCACCGUUACUCAGUAGAAGCCAAAUAAAUUCUAACUUGGAACUGCUAAUUUAACUGAGCACUCUGACACAUUGAGAAGACACUGGACAGCAGACCUCAGCCCGUGGUCCAACACUGCGAAGAUGGAGUCAUAUCAUUCAAGACUUGCUUAGAGGAAUACAGUGCUGACUGGCCUGAUACGCUGUCCGAUUACCAAAAAUCUAAUGCUGGAUGCUCUUCACAAUAUCGAAUGAAUUUCUUUCUAAUUAACUUGAUAUUUUUGGUGUGUUUUAUAUAUGUUAAUGUCUGCUCAUGUUUGGGUUUGGUAUAUUUUUGGUGUUAUGCUGUUUAAAUUAAAAUAAUUCAUUCAGGUAUUUUUCAUAUAGAGGAUACAGUUUUAAUGUUUACUGUCAAUCGCAUCAGACUUAAAUUGAAUUAGAAUUCAAUUUACUGGCCAGGUACAUCUGCAUGUACUGGGAGCUCGUCUUGCCAGUAUGGAAGCCAUUCCCACAGUAGAUCCAGGUCAUGAUGUUUGGAAUUGUUUGGAAAGCUGUAUUGCACAAAUGGUUCACCAUAUAGACACACACAACUAAACACACAAGUUCAGGAAAAUGGUCCAGCUAGAUCUACAGUCAACAAAAAAAGUUAAAUACAUGCAAACCAUCAGGUGAUGAUUAGCGUGUGUUAUUCUUUGGAAUUGAAACAAUGUCUUUUGCACUAAAUACGAAAUGAACUCGUUACAUUCAGUCACUGUUUCUUUGAUAAGACAGUCUGGCAAAAAAAUAAGCAGUGCAGUAAUGAACCAUCAGUUAACUAUGUUUCACGUAGUUUGAAAACAUCUGUUUCAAAUGACAUUAAUGGUAAAUCGGUGGUUAAUAUUUAAACCGCAAUCAUUUGUAUUGCACCUGUUAGUGCAUAAUCAUAUUGAUUUUAAUUGCACAAAGAAACCUGUAUGUUGUGCCAUAUUUAAAAACAAGCUUUGCUUUUAAUAUACAGGGAUCUUUUCCUAAGUGCUGCUAAGUUACCCAUAACUGUAUAGAUUAGUAUAUACAUUCAUUUGUGCAGUUCCCUAACAUGCACUACCUCAUAGUCAUGGCUCUACACUUAGUUGUAUUUGUCAUGUUUUUGUAAAAUUUCUGAAGAACUUUGUGGAUGAAAUGUUGGCAUAAUAGUUUGCACAUAACAGCUAUUCAGGUUUCACAGAAAAAAUACGAAAUAAAUAGUCAUUAUUUGAAAAAAUAUUUGUGAUUAUUUUCAAAAAAAUGGAACAUCUGUAAGACUGUUCAAAUACAGUGUGUAAUGUCUUUAAAACAUUACUUUUAGCAUUUUACAGUACUGUUAAGAGAGCAGUGUAUUACCAAGACUGCAAAGCUACGGUUAGCUGACUAUUAUGACUACUUAGAAAAUGUCGAUUUGCUUGAUCAAAGUUUGCUGACAACUGCCAUCCCCGUUCACAUGUAUAUUUUAAAUCAUUUUUAACAUAUUCUAUUCUUCAAUUUCUCAUACAACCAGACACCAUUAGAUAUUCUGUGAAAAUGUCUUGUAAACAUAAGUCUUUUUAAUCAAUCGUGCCUUCCCAUUGACAGUCGUAAGGGCAGCUCUUAAUGAAGCUCUUGACUUUCCUUUAAACCUCAAGCCAUAAUUUUAGGCAUUGAACAUUGUCGGGUUAUUACACUGGCUUUGUAUCUGUUGUUUAACUUGUGUCCAAAAUGUGUUGAUUAAUUUA
This is a messenger RNA of Paramormyrops kingsleyae, 4765 nucleotides long. Its product is annotated as homeobox protein CDX-1-like. Gene Ontology annotation, molecular function: RNA polymerase II transcription regulatory region sequence-specific DNA binding; DNA-binding transcription factor activity, RNA polymerase II-specific. Gene Ontology annotation, biological process: regulation of transcription by RNA polymerase II; animal organ morphogenesis; embryo development. Lineage: Eukaryota; Metazoa; Chordata; Actinopteri; Osteoglossiformes; Mormyridae. The record is from RefSeq and is a predicted model, not a curated record. Gene Ontology annotation, cellular component: nucleus.